AACCCUUGCAAAACCGAUUGUAUAUAUAGAAGCCUCUCGCUUCUCCAUUCCCAUUCCACUCUCAACUUUCCACUCUUUCUUUAGUCUCAACAUCUCUAAUAUAAUCUCCCUCUUAAACAAAUUUGAAAUUAUUCUCUAGCUUCAUCAAUGGAAGCUGCUCUCAUCAGCUCAGACAUGGCUGCCCUGGAUUUCAUCAAGAACCAUCUUCUCGGCGAGUUCUCCCCCAUGAGCAGAAGCUUUGCUUCUACUGAUGAGCUAAGCUCCUCCUCAUCCUCCACAUCCUCCGAUCUAUCCAGAUCCCAGUCCAGUUCCUUGUCCACUUCUCAAUCUUCCAUCGAAGUCUCUGAUUACUUUGACAAUGAACUCCUCGACUUCACCUCCAACAAUUUAAUCCCUAAUGACUUCUUCGAGUUCGAAACCAAGCCUCAAGAGAUUAACCUCACAAACCCCAAGCCAGCUGAUUUGACCUCCCAAACGUCCUUUGAGUUUGACUCCAAGCCUCAAGUUAACAACUUUAGUUUCUUUGAUCUCCAACCGGAGGUUCAGAUCUUAAACCAAACAGCUCCCAGACAAAUCGCUUCUACCCGGAAACCGGCUCUCACUAUCUCUCUGCCGAAUAAGACCGAGUGGAUCCAGUUCUCGAAUUCCGAGAAGCCUCAGGUGGUCCAGAAGACGGUUCAGAGUGAGCAGAAGAAGAAACACUACCGGGGGGUCCGACAACGACCGUGGGGUAAGUACGCAGCGGAGAUCAGAGACCCUAACCGGAGAGGCUCCCGGGUCUGGCUUGGAACCUUUGACACAGCCAUCGAGGCCGCCAAGGCUUACGACCGGUCGGCGUUUAAACUCCGAGGCUCCAAAGCAAUCCUUAACUUUCCUCUUGAAGCCGGGAAACAUGACCCGCAACGGAGUGAGACAGGGGCCGUGGUUGAGAGAAAACGACGUCGUGAGGAGGAAGUGAAAUCGGAAUCCGUGGUGGUGAAGAAGGAGAAAGUAACGGUGUCGGAUCAGCAGGCCGUGAGUUACAUAAAGGAUAUUCCGUUGACACCGUCCAAUUGGACGGCAGCGUUUUUUGACUCCGAUGAGGAUGUGAAAGGGAUUUUCAAUGUUCCGCCGUUGUCGCCGUUAUCUCCCCAUCCGCCGAUGGGUUUUUCACAGCUUAUGGUCGUAUGAAAGAUUAAAAAAAAAAACUAAUCUCAUAUUCAUCGCCCGAGUUGUCAUAGACUUUUAAAUUCUUUUAAAAGGAAGAAAGUAUUUAUUGUUCUGAUA
Molecule: messenger RNA, 1266 nt
Organism: Argentina anserina (silverweed cinquefoil)
Lineage: Eukaryota; Viridiplantae; Streptophyta; Magnoliopsida; Rosales; Rosaceae
Product: ethylene-responsive transcription factor 5-like
Exons: 1
Coding region: 148-1170 (340 amino acids)
Biological process (GO): ethylene-activated signaling pathway; regulation of DNA-templated transcription
Molecular function (GO): DNA binding; DNA-binding transcription factor activity
Source: RefSeq, a predicted model, not a curated record